Molecule: messenger RNA, 1148 nt
Organism: Humulus lupulus (European hop)
Lineage: Eukaryota; Viridiplantae; Streptophyta; Magnoliopsida; Rosales; Cannabaceae
Product: protein EXPORTIN 1A-like
Exons: 9
Coding region: 474-1148 (224 amino acids)
Biological process (GO): ribosomal small subunit export from nucleus; protein export from nucleus; ribosomal large subunit export from nucleus
Cellular component (GO): nucleus; cytoplasm
Molecular function (GO): nuclear export signal receptor activity
Source: RefSeq, a predicted model, not a curated record
CUCUCAGGUGCUCAUAUAUCUUUUCGUUUGUUCAGUUUUCAGUUUAAUGUGAAUAAAUCAUUUGAAUAUGAAUAUAGACACACACACAUAUAUACAUUCUUUGUGUUUGUAGUAUAGUAAUAUAUAUAUUGUUUUUUUUAAGUGAUGAAGGUGAUUGAGCCUACUCCGUGAGGAAGAGGGGCUGAUUUUUUUUUUUGAAGUGAGGGGCUACUUUGAUCUUAGCAUGAAAUUUGAAUAUGAUAUUGAUUUUUGAUGGUCUAUGUUUUGUGUUGGUGGUGCUACUGUUUUGUGUUCUCAUUAACAGUUGCAAAACAUUUUUUUUAUUAAUCCAGACUUAUUUUUUUUGUCUCUGUUACAGGUUAUUACUCUUGAGGAUGUAAUAAAGGGAAUGAAGGUAUAAAAUUGCUUGAACUCUUAUUUAUUAUGGCAACUUUCCUUAACCAAAUUGCUAUGGUCUAUUAUUGUUGCAGAUCAUGAGGGAGACUUUGAUAUAUUUGUCACAUCUUGAUCAUGAGGACACGGAAAAGCUGAUGCUAAAGAAGCUAAGCAAACAAUUAAGUGGCGAUGAUUGGAAUUGGAACAACUUAAACACAUUAUGUUGGGCAAUAGGGUCUAUAUCUGGUUCGAUGAUGGAAGAACAGGAGAACAGAUUUUUGGUUAUGGUCAUUCGUGACUUGCUGAAUUUAUGUGAAAUCACGAAAGGGAAGGAUACCAAAGCUGUCAUCGCAAGUAACAUUAUGUAUGUUGUUGGACAGUACCCGAGGUUUCUAAGAGCUCACUGGAAGUUCCUAAAAACUGUUGUGAACAAAUUGUUUGAGUUCAUGCAUGAGACACAUCCUACAGCACUAAAGGCCUCUCUGUGGCUUAUAUCUGGCUUUAAAGUUGGCUUUAAAGUUGGGGUUAGAACAAGGGCUAUAGACACCAACAGUUACCUCAACAUAUUGAGAUACAAUAAUAGGGUACUCUUCCUUGUUGUUACAUUGGCCCUUCAACUUGGUUGCAUUUCUGCUUUUGAGCAUUUGUAUCUUUCAUUUCAUAUGAACAUGCUUGUUUUGGAUGACAUUGUCCUUAAUUCUUUGUGGAGGCAUGCACUUAAACUCUGGUCUAGUGAUCUUAAGCUUGAAGCAUUUGAAGAAAUGACCUACUGA